This is a messenger RNA of Auanema sp. JU1783, 2475 nucleotides long. NCBI's taxonomy places the organism in Eukaryota, Metazoa, Nematoda, Chromadorea, Rhabditida, Rhabditidae. The record is from the annotation of a GenBank genome assembly.
AUGCCGUUUAGUCCGCCUAUUGACUAUGUUCAUUUGCGGAGUAAUGAGAGCCAUAUGCAGUUGAUUUCAAUGGAUGGAAGCGAGACUCCCAGUACCUCGCCCUGCUUUAAUGGACCCCCGCCACGUGAACCUCCACCUAACGUCAUCUUCAUUCCGGGAAAGGGUACUGCUAGAUGGUGGAGAAACCGAACAACUUUGGAGAAAAUUUUACUUCCCGCUAUUUUUCUUUUAUUAAUUCUCUCGACCGUACUUUUGGUUGUGAUACUGACCUUAGAUAGACGACGAGGGGAUGAUAUACUGGCUACAUCUUCAACAACUCCUCUUCCAUCUUCAACGACAAUCUUAAUAACUUCUCAAGCGAUUACAUCCACAACACCACUGCCUAAAGCGGAGAAGAUAGAAAUAUGUACCACACCAGGAUGUGUUCGAGCUGCUAAUAAUCUCCUCAAUGCCAUGAACCAAUCGGCGGACCCUUGCGAGGAUUUUUAUGAGUUUGCUUGUGGCGCAUGGAACGCUAACAAUCCCAUACCGGAUGACAUGCCUGCAUCGGGAACGUUUUCAAGCGUACGUGAACAAGUCCGUUUACAAUUGAGAGUUUUACUUGAACAAGAAAUAGUUUCAUCCUCUAAGUCGAUUAAUAUGGCUCGGGUGUCAUAUAAAACAUGCAUGAAUAAAACACAAUUGGAUGAACUCAAAUCCGCGCCAUUGAUCGAAUCACUCAAAACUUUAGGCAAUUGGCCAAUACUGCAGAAAGGACAGUGGGAUGAGAGUACUUUCUCUUUAACAGAUUUAUUGGCUCGCGUACGAAGACAAGAGGGAGCUGAUGUUUUCUUCCAGGUAUACGUCUAUGGAGACGCAAAAAGAACUACGAAAAACGUGCUCUAUAUUGAUCAAGGAACUCUCACCUUAGGUCGAGGGUCUCGUGACUAUUAUCUGAACAAUACGCUUUUUGCUAAUCAUGUUGAUGCAUACCGACAGUACAUGCUCGAGGGCCUCAAACUGCUUCUGCUGGAUUUGAAUAUUACUCGAGAUGAUAAUAAGCUGCUUUCAGAUAUAAAUGAAAUUAUUGAAUUUGAAACAGAGCUGGCCAAGAUAACCGUACCGGAAGAUGAAAGAAGAAAUAAUACACGUAUGUACAACAAGAGAACAUUGAAAGAUCUUUCGGAAUACUUGCCUCAGGUGGAUUGGGUGAACUAUUUCACAACUAUCUCUCCCCCAGACAUUGUUCAUUUAUUUGAUAAUGAUACCGAGAUAAUCGUUUGCGAAGUGGAGUUCUUGUCGAAGGUUUCUGAACUUAUUAAAAAUACUCGAUCCGAGCUCUUGGUAAACUACAUACUUUGGAAAGUAGUUCAAACCAAUGUGCGUUAUCUAGACGAACGUUUUGAUGAUAUAAAACAAGACUUUGUCCGUGUCAUGACAGGACAGAUGCAAAGAUCACCAAGAUGGAAAGAUUGCGCCCAGGUACCAAGUACGAUACUCCCUCAAGCUGCUGGAGCUAUAUAUGUAAAUGCUCAUUUUGCUUCAGAAGAUAAAAAAGAAGCCAUGGCAAUGAUAGAACUACUGAGAUCGUCUUUCACAGAAUUGGUGAAAACUAGUGACUGGAUGGAUGAAGACACUAAGCUGAUAGCUGUAGAAAAAGCUAAUUCCAUGAUCAACCAUAUUGGCUAUCCAGAAAUUGUUAAAAAUAAUGCUAAAUUGGACAAGGAAUACGAUGAGCUUGAGAUUUUGAAAUCAGACACGUACUACUUGCUAAUGCAGAAAGCUGUUUACUGGAUGCAGAACAAAGAAAUGAGGAAACUUCUCAAAGAGUUUGACCGUCGAGAAUUUGAUAUCUCACCAGCUGUCGUAAACGCUUUCUAUGCUCCGGAACGUAAUGCAAUUUCUUUUCCUGCUGGUAUUUUGCAACCUCCUUUCUUCAGUGGUUCAUUUCCUAAAGCUGUAAACUAUGGAGCCAUGGGCGCAGUUAUUGGACAUGAAAUCACUCAUGGCUUCGAUGAUCAAGGAAGCCAAUACGAUAAAACGGGAAAUCUUCAGAACUGGUGGAGCUCUAAAUCGAUGGCUGCUUUUAAUGAAAGAAAACAAUGUAUUGUUGAUCAGUACAGUGAUUAUGUCGUUCCUAAAACAACGUAUAGGGUGAAUGGCAAGCUAACUCAGGGAGAGAACAUUGCUGAUAAUGGAGGAUUGAAAGAAGCAUAUCAUGCCUAUCAAAAUUAUGUGAAUUCCAAUGGCGAGGAGAAACGACUACCAGGAUUAGAACAAUACUCAAACAAUCAAAUAUUUUUUUUGAGUUAUGCUCAUUUCUGGUGUGGACAAAAGAAAGAUGCCGCUGCUAUGCAGCAAGUGUUAACUGACGAACACUCUCCAGAGGUUUUCAGAAUUAAAGGAGUUCUUUCAAACUUGGAACAGUUCUCGGAAGCUUACAAAUGUUCAAAGAGUAGCGCUUUCAACCCAGACAAGAAAUGCGUGGUUUGGUGA